This is a messenger RNA of Choloepus didactylus (southern two-toed sloth), 3268 nucleotides long. RefSeq names its product zinc finger protein 133 (gene ZNF133). The coding region runs from base 1089 to 3089 and encodes 666 amino acids. Gene Ontology annotation, molecular function: RNA polymerase II cis-regulatory region sequence-specific DNA binding; DNA-binding transcription factor activity, RNA polymerase II-specific. NCBI's taxonomy places the organism in Eukaryota, Metazoa, Chordata, Mammalia, Pilosa, Megalonychidae. The record is from RefSeq and is a predicted model, not a curated record. The transcript is spliced from 5 exons. Gene Ontology annotation, cellular component: nucleus. Gene Ontology annotation, biological process: regulation of transcription by RNA polymerase II.
GGAAUGGGGUCCUCCCCUGAGACUCUUGUGUCCUGAAGGUUUAGGAGGAUGGGGGCAGGCCGUCUUACUUCGAACCCAAGUACCUAUAGGGUUUGCUGGUGGGGAUGGGGGGGAGAGUAAGGGGCUGACUACCUUGGCCAAACAAACCCUUGAUGGGCUGGGAGUAGGUUUGCCAUUUUGGCCGGGUCUGACGUUGGCUGGUUGCCCAUGGUUUUAGGCCUUGGAGAAGGUAGGGCAAGGUUUUCAAGGGCCCCAUGAACUUUCAUUGACCUCAGGAAUGCCGUAUUCCCAAGUAUCUGGUGUGGCCAGGUUUUGGAAUUCUCAGUUUCAUUUAAACUUGAUUAUGGAGAAAUUCCCAACACCAGAAGUAGAGUGAAUGUCACAAGCCCAUCUUCCAGAUUCAACACUUGUCCACCUCCAGGCCAAUCCUGAUCAUAUCAAAAUGGAUAAACUUUGUAAAUCUUCAUAGCCCAUGGAGGUUUGCCAUCACUUUCCUUAAUGUUUAACAGCCAGAAUGGCCCACCAUAGCCAGAUUUCAUCCCGGCUCUGACACUUUAUAGUUGUGUUACCUUGAACAAGAUACGGACCUUAGUGUGCCUCCAUUUCCUCAUCUGUAAAAUGAGAAUAAUAGUACCUCCCUCAAUGGGCUUUUGUGAGGAUAGAUUGAGCUAAAGCUCCUGCAGUGCAAGAACAGUCUCUGGUGUAUACAAAGUGUUCAACAAGUAUCAGCUUUUAUUAAUAACAAACCUUGAGAUUCUAGAGGCACAGAGAGGAUCCCCUUGGUGUUCAGGGUCAGCAGCAGGUCAGGGCAGGCUGUGUUCCUUGCUGCCACCCCAGCUCCUCCCAGGAAGCUGCCAACAGUUCUUUUCUUCUGUGGCAGAUCCAUUCUUGAUACCUUUAAGGAGAAGGGGACCCUACCCUGCUGGAACUUGAGGAUUUCCAGUGACUUUUCUGAACUUUUUUGUUGUUUUUCUGCCUCCUGUGGCCCCCGCCUUCUCAGAGAAGACUGCCUGCUGGGGAAAGGGAGGACUCCUGGGCUCCUGACAGCCCAGCUCAGAGCUGCCGUCUGUGAUAUCAGACCAGGAGACAUGACCGCAGGGUCCCAGCGAGCCAGCGGAGAGGCACACAUGGCGUUCAGAGACGUGGCUGUGGAUUUCUCCCAGGAGGAGUGGAGGCUGUUGAGCUCUGCUCAGAGGACCCUGUACCGGGAGGUGAUGCUGGAGAACUACGGCAACCUGGUCUCGCUGGGAAUUCCAUUUUCUAAACCAAAACUCAUCACCCAGCUGGAGCGAGGGAAAGAGACCUGGCGAGAGGAGAGAACAUGUCCACCGGCCACCUGUCCAGAACCAAAGCCAGAGGUCCAGCCCUGUCCUUUCUGCCCUCCGGAUUUCCCCCGACAGAAAUUCCCCAUGCGGCACGUGCUGUGCAGCCACCCUCCAUGGAUCUUCACAUGCUUGUGUGCAGAAGCUCACGCCCAGCCUGAGGAUCGGUGCCUCGGCGAGCAGGUGCCCCAGCGGCAGCUCCCUGAGCAGAGUUCCUGGAGCAAGAAAGCUGGGAGUCAAGAGGGAGAAGGCGCCAGCCUCUUGUUUGGAAGGAGAAAGAAAAGGACUUUGGGAGCAUUCUCCAGGCCACCCCAAAGGCAGCCAGUCAGUUCUAAGAACAGCGUCAAAGGGGUGGAAACAGAGUCCAGCCCAGCUCAGAGGGGGAACCCUGAGGAAACAGACAAACUGUUGGAGAGGAUAGAAGUCUUGGGAUUUGGAACAAUUAAUUGUGGAGAGUGUGGACUAGGCUUCAGCAAGAUGACAAACCUCCUUAGUCACCAGAGGAUACACUCAGGGGAGAAGCCAUAUGUGUGUGGGGUGUGUGAGAAGGGCUUCAGUCUAAAGAAAAGCCUUGCCAGACACCAGAAGGCACACUCAGGGGAGAAACCGAUUGUGUGCAGGGAGUGUGGGCGAGGAUUUAACAGGAAGUCCACCCUCAUCAUACAUGAGAGGACACACUCAGGCGAAAAGCCUUAUAUGUGCAGUGAGUGUGGGCGAGGCUUCAGCCAGAAGUCAAACCUCAUCAUCCACCAGAGGACACACUCGGGGGAGAAGCCGUAUGUGUGCAGGGAGUGUGGGAAAGGCUUUAGCCAAAAAUCUGCUGUCGUUCGACACCAGAGGACACACUCAGAGGAGAAGACCAUUGUGUGCAGUGAUUGUGGGCUGGGCUUCAGUGACAGGUCGAACCUCAUCUCGCACCAGAGGACACACUCAGGGGAGAAGCCUUACGCGUGCAAGGAGUGUGGGCGCUGCUUCAGACAGAGGACCACCCUCGUCAAUCACCAGAGGACACACUCGAAGGAGAAGCCUUACGUGUGCGCGGUGUGUGGGCACAGCUUCAGCCAGAACUCCACCCUCAUCUCACACAGGAGGACACACACCGGCGAGAAGCCCUAUGUGUGCGGGGUGUGUGGGCGAGGCUUCAGCCUGAAGUCACACCUCAUCAGACACCAGAACAUACACUCAGGGGACAAGCCUAUCGUGUGCAAGGAUUGCGGUCGAGGCUUCAGCCAGCAGUCAAAUCUCAUCCGGCACCAGAGGACACACUCAGGGGAGAAGCCCAUGGUGUGUGAGGAGUGUGGGCGAGGGUUCAGCCAGAAGUCAAACCUCCUGGCCCACCAGAGGACACACUCAGGGGAGAAGCCGUACGUGUGCAGGGAGUGCGGGCGAGGCUUCAGCCACCAGGCGGGUCUCAUCCGACACAAGAGGAAGCACUCGAGGGAGAAGCCGUACACAUGCAGGCAGUGUGGCCUGGGCUUCAGCAACAAGUCAGCUUUAAUUUCACACAAACGGCUGCACUCGGACGAGAAGCCUUGCAUGCACAGAGAGUGCGGCCAAGGCUUUAUCCAGAGGUCACACCUCAUCUUACAUCAGGUGACACACAAGGAGGAGAAGCCCUAUGUGUGCAGGACGUGCGGGCAAGGCUUUAGCCAGAAGGCUCACCUCAGCAGACACAGUAGGAUGAAGUGUGUCCACCACAAACCUCUGCUCCAGCCCGAUGCUGAGGACUAUUCCGGCCAGUCUUCUGACCCCUUAUACUCCCUUUGACAGUGACGUUGGCACUUCACGAGGACAAAGUAGUCACAUUUUUUACACUUUGAUGAAAUGGAGUUGAAAAAUGCGUUCCUUGAGGGGUCAAAGGACAUUGGACUUAGUUUCUUUUCUCCACACUAAGUCUUCUCCAUGCUUUGUGGCCUUUUGUUCUAAUAAACUGUACAAGUCUGUAA